This is a messenger RNA of Necator americanus (New World hookworm), 1596 nucleotides long. RefSeq lists its product as uncharacterized. Gene Ontology annotation, molecular function: transmembrane transporter activity. Gene Ontology annotation, cellular component: intracellular membrane-bounded organelle; lysosomal membrane. The transcript is spliced from 19 exons. The coding region runs from base 1 to 1596 and encodes 531 amino acids. The record is from RefSeq and is a predicted model, not a curated record. Gene Ontology annotation, biological process: transmembrane transport. NCBI's taxonomy places the organism in Eukaryota, Metazoa, Nematoda, Chromadorea, Rhabditida, Ancylostomatidae.
AUGGAAUUUUUUGGAUGGGUUGCGGCAGCUGGGAGUUUGGGAUGUGCUCUGGCAAAUCCUCUUUUCGGAUUUUGGAAUCAGAAAACUGGCAGCACUAAAACACCUGUUUGUUUCGGUUUCGCCAUCAGUGCAGUGGGGAAUCUUGUCUACGCUCUACUUCCUUCUCUAACGUCAAAUGUGAAAUGGGCAAUGUUGAUCGCACGAUUCGCGACAGGUUUUGGUGCAGGAACCCUUGGAGUGUUACGAAGUUUCGUUGCUACAUCAAGUACUCGAAAAAGUCGCAUUCGGGCCGUAUCAUUCGGAACGGCUGGUUUCACUUCUGGAUUGUUUGCUGUCAGUAUUUUUUCCAUUCUUCUUGUCCAGGUGUUUUUCGUUGAAAAUUAUGUGGGUAUUAUCAGCGAUGAUGAGAAGAAGGGAGAUCCUUUCCUAGUGAUCCCGAAAUUCGACCGAAUAGCAGUUCUCUUCUUAUUCUACACGUGGUGGAUGUUAUGUGGUGUUGCCAGCACCGAAGGGCUUGCUGCGCCAAUUACCAUUGCUAUGUACAAUUGGAAUAAUGAAGAAGCUAUUCUUUAUAAUGGAAUUGUACAAAUCGCUUCUUGUGGAGUGUCGACAGUAACGUACGCUCUGAUAGGAUCCACAAGAAUUAAAAAAUGGGAUCGACGCUUUGUUUUUGUCUUAGGACUCACCGGAUUCUUUUUCUUUCAUUUCUGUCAUUAUCCUCUACCAUUCUAUGAAGGACCACUUACAAGGCCUCCUUUAGUGAAUGGCACGGUUUCAAAGGAUGUUGGUGGCUGUUCUUAUGAAUACGAUUGGUGCGACUAUACACCCAGAGUUCCCAUGUUUUUGUACUUGUUCAACUUUGGAAUCAUUCAAGGAGUAUCCUACCCGUUCAUUUCUGCACCUUGCAACACUCUGCUGUCCGAAAUCCUUGGGCCAAGAAAACAGGGCACCAUACAAGGUCUUUUUGCUUUUACCGGUAGUAUGGCACAGUUUGUAGUGCCUAUUUUUUCCACGGCACUUUUCGAAUCAUCAGGCUACAAAUAUAUCAUGGUCUAUCAUCUUUGUGUUAUUGCGCUAGCAUUUUUCAUGCAGGUGAAUAAUGAGCAUCAUGUCGAAGGUGCCGAUGUUGAAACAGGACGUCAUGACGCUAGCUCGGCGAACAUUGUAUUCUUUGACGAGAUCAAUGAUGAAGGUGUUCCAAUGACAGCUGAUGAGAUUUGUCGUCAAAGACAAAUGCAGAGAGAAUUAGGAAAAUUACAGUUCAUAAAUCCUGGAGGGUCUAUGUCUCAGCCGAUUAAGAGCCGCCGUUCUCGACGAAAGAUAAACGAGGAUAAGGAGCCUAUCCAAGAGAAACGGAACAUAUUCCAUGACAAAAAAGGGAAGCUUAUAGUUCCUGGUGAAGAAAGCGUAGCUCUUUGUGACUGCAUGAUCCCAGAAUGUCAUGGAUGUCACUGGCCUUGUGAGAACUGUGGAGGGCGAAUGUGCGGGCCGAUUUGUCAACAAAAUCGAAAGAAAUACGUGUCCUGUGUCAAAGUAUUGGGCAUCACACCAGAAGUCGUCACAAACAAUCCGUUUGUUCCGAAUAAAUUCACUUAA